Molecule: messenger RNA, 1787 nt
Organism: Tricharina praecox
Lineage: Eukaryota; Fungi; Ascomycota; Pezizomycetes; Pezizales; Pyronemataceae
Exons: 2
Coding region: 73-1617 (514 amino acids)
Source: RefSeq, a predicted model, not a curated record
CCUCGCAUCCGUCCACCCCACUUCACUCUCACCACCUGCAUCGGAACAGCACCGCGGACGUGAGCGUACAAGAUGUCGGACGAUACGAGAGAGAGAGAGGAAAUCAAUUUAUUGUCGCAUAUGGCCUUUACUUUUGGGCGACCACCAACUUCCCAACCUUUCCUGCUAGCUCCGCUGUCGGACGAUACGAAUCCAACACCCUGUGUGGCGGUAAGAGACAGUUCGAAUGCAGCAAUCGUGAUCGCAGACAGCUUGGAAUCGGCCCAUGAAGCCACAGCGAAUUUGACCUUGGUCCUCGCUGAGACGGACGGCGCGGGCUCGACGAGAACCGAAGUUACCGCCGGUAUCGGUAUGCCUGCUGUAUCCAUAGAUGCGAAGGAUGAAGGAGGAAGCACUGUCGCACCGGUUGUAUCCGGCGACUCGGGCGGUGGGACUACCAGGUAUGGGAAUGGUCUGUUCGGACGGAAGACUGUUAGGGCCCGGCGACCCAGCCCCUUCCGGGGCAUAGCCCAGGACGGACUGAACGGACGGUUGCCAGGCCUGGGGACUACUAUGGACACACCGGCUGUACUCAUAGAUUCGAAGGAUGGAGGAGGCACUGCCGCGACUGUUGCAUCCGGCGAAUCGGGCGGUGAGAUUGCUAUGGGCACACCGGCUGUACCCAUCGAUUCGAAGGAUGGAGGAGGCACUGUCGCGACUGUUGCAUUCGGCGACAAGGGCGGUGAGACUGGUAUGGGCACACAGGCUGUACCCGUCGAUUCGAAGGAUAGAGGAGGAACCGUCGCGCCUGUUGCACCCGGCGACUCGGACAGUGAGACUACUACGGGCACACCUACAGGUGUCGAUGCCCACGGUUCCGAGGCACGGAUAGACAUUACGACCGAGCGUACGCUUAGCACUCGCGAUUUAGAGACUCAGACGGACGUCGUGCUCGAGAGGAAAGAAGAGCACAACCUCGCGCCGGUUGACGAUUCAUGGAUCGAAGAUUGGGAGAUGGCCAUCUUUCGCUGCCACUGCGGCAGGCCGUUCGUGACCCGGGAAAGACUCGUCGAGCACACACGACUGUGGCAUUCCGUCGGCUCGCCGAGUCUGCAGCCCGUCGCGGACAGGUUCUUCCUGCCGAUAGGACAGAGAAUUUUACAGUUCGAUAACAACAUCGAAUGGUUGUUGAUUUCAUAUGUUUUCGGAUAUGACACCAUCUUCACGGCGGUGUCAAAAUACAUCAUUCUCUCCAACAUACCCAUUACCUCGUCCUUCUACGUUAGCAUCCACAUCCACACCCCGCAGAAGGUGACGGAAAAACUCAUGGAAUCAUGGAAAGCUCUCAUGGACAAAUUCGUGUCACAUAUACGGGCAGUCCGCGCGCGACUCUCCAUACGUCCCGGACAAGUGAGGCCAAUCUCGAGGUGCAUUAGAUCCCGGCGUCAGGCGGAAUGCGAAUACCUUCAGCUAGGGGCGUUUGUCGGAACUUUUGAUCGCUGCGGCUUGUCGGAUGAAAAAAGCAUACGCGCCACCAGUCUGCAGACAAUUUCCAACAGCGUGGCAGAAUUCGGGUCUAUUUAUACCCCGACAACCAUUCCGACUGCUCAUGGGUACCCGGUGUUAAAGAAUUCGUGAAGAACCUUAUAUCAUCUAACAAGGGCCUAACACUUACGGAAUUUCCCUCCAACAAAAGGAGUCACAGAUAGUCUUCUACUGGUACAUAGGUAUGUACUCCACCUGAUUUCUGUUGCGAUGAUCCAGAUGACUUACCAGCUGCAAUCCAGAGCGCCUUGUCGUCCGCGUCG